Messenger RNA from Folsomia candida, 1537 nucleotides. RefSeq lists its product as uncharacterized. The record is from RefSeq and is a predicted model, not a curated record. NCBI's taxonomy places the organism in Eukaryota, Metazoa, Arthropoda, Collembola, Entomobryomorpha, Isotomidae. Bases 225 to 1277 code for a protein of 350 amino acids. Gene Ontology annotation, biological process: canonical NF-kappaB signal transduction; immune response. The transcript has 3 exons.
AGUCGUACUACCACCGCAACAUAAUUAUCACCUUAUUACCUGACUCUCUCGCAAUUAGUCUCUCUUAUCAACGAAAUUAUAGAACAUAAUAGAUAAUCAAAUUAUAUAUUGAACGAACCCUUCCGUUAGUUUUUUCAAUCUGUUUUUGAGAUCUAAGUAGACUUUUAAACAGUUUCGCCUAAAAUAUUUUAUCUUCUUCGUCUUUAAAUACACCUAUUUCAAUUAUGACGAGUCAGCAUCAAAACCUAUCAAAAGUUAAGAUGGCAAAGUCCGCGACAGACCAGCCUCAGUAUUUUACAAAAGUCGCUAGUAGUAUUGGUCAAAGUUAUACAGCUUUAAAUAGAAACAGACCAUCAACUAUUGGUGGUAGCAGUGGUCGAUUAAAUUUCAGUAACAAUCGAAGCAAUCUUCUGGAAUAUUCACAUGUUCCUCUUCCUGACGAACCUGCGGGCUUAUACGACACACUCAUCACAGAUUCAGAUAUGGCUUUAAUGAAGAAAAAAUUUGUCAAAGUAUCCUCCUCGGGAGAAGUCGAGAUGGACCCAGACAUUGUCGAAUUUUGUGUCAAGAUUACCACCAGCAAAAAAGAUGCAGCGCAUGCCAAAGAAAGUGUAAAGAAACGAAAAGACUUUGUUUUGACAGUUUUAAAAAAGUAUGGAAUACCGGAUGAUGGUGUUCUCGUCUCUACGAUUGUCAAACGAAUGCCUCGCGGAAUAGAUGACCUAGACGAUCUUUACUUGCAAGAAGCUCAGGAGGAGGCUCAUGUGUUGAGGAGAGAUCGACUCGCAAAACAAGAAAACGAAGGAGUAGUUGAAGAUAACGCAGAGAACAAUAAUAACCCCACAGCCAAAGAUGACAUAGCAAAAAAGUUUUUGGUUUAUUUCGAAGAAAUCUGCGUACGAUGCAACAGCCUUGUCCAGUAUUUGAAAGUCUUUUCAAUCUGCAAUGAGAAAUUAGAUCGACAUGUCGAAGUAUCUCGUCCGGUAGUAAAAUUCUCAUCCAAUCGUCGCCAGUUAUACACGCAAAAAGCAGUCCGUCAAGCUAUGGCUCAUGGAAUUCAAAAAGCAAAUGAAAUGAUAUCAAGUUCUAAACCACGCGCAUCUUUGGGUCGUCUCUACUACUCGGUUGAAGACUCGUUGGAAAUUGAACCUGUUCAAGAUUACGACUCGAUUGAUUCUUUCGAGACGUUUACAUGGAAGCGUUUGAACAAGUUGGUAAGAUGCAACUUGACUUCUGUUUUCGAGUUGGAGCACCACAAAGUUCGCAAACUCAUUUGAAAGAAGUAAGAAGACUACCACUGAUUUACUGAAUCCCCUGAACCAUGAAUGACGCUAGUCUUACUUGACCUAGACAUAUAGACAAAGGUUAUGUCAUAUCUAAUUAUUUUGUAACAACCAAAAUUGUUUUGUGAUUUUCAUUGAAUGCAUGUAAACCAAUUUUGCAACUUUCAGACAAUACUAGAUAGUGUCAACUGUAGGACAAACCUUGGAAAGUUGCAUUAUUGAAUAAACGCUCUAGCACUUCUAAACUCUAUAAA